Messenger RNA from Dioscorea cayenensis subsp. rotundata (Guinea yam), 1193 nucleotides. Its product is annotated as 3-oxoacyl-[acyl-carrier-protein] reductase FabG-like. Lineage: Eukaryota; Viridiplantae; Streptophyta; Magnoliopsida; Dioscoreales; Dioscoreaceae. Bases 154 to 1002 code for a protein of 282 amino acids. The transcript is spliced from 3 exons. The record is from RefSeq and is a predicted model, not a curated record.
ACCUCCAAAGGCAGCAUGACAUUAUCGUAAAAGCACGCAUAGUGCGAGUCCGGCGCAGCCGGUCUUCGAUUUAUAAAAAGCGCGUCUUUGAGUCUUCGUUUCACGCCUUCAAAACGCUUUUCAAACCUCUCGAAGAUUCGUAGAGCUUGCGCUAUGGCGGGGAUGCAGCGACAGCCAUGGGAGAAGCUUGAGGGGAAGGUGGUCAUGGUCACUGGUGCGUCCUCUGGUAUUGGUCGUGAACUCUGUCUCCACCUCGCCCGCGCUGGUUGCCUCAUCGUUGCCGCUGCCCGUCGCACUGAUCGCCUCCGCUCACUUUGUGACCAGAUCAACGGCGCUGCAUCGGCAGAGGACGAUCAGGAGCCGAAGCCCGUUCGAUCGGUGGCCGUGGAGCUUGAUGUCAGCGGCAAGAGCGCCGAGAUCGAGGCUUCUGUUCAGAGGGCUUGGGACGCCUUUGGCCGUAUUGAUGCCCUUGUUAAUAACGCUGGGAUUAGAGGUGAAGUGCAUUCCCCAUUAGAUUGGACUGAAGAAGACUGGAAUGGCAACAUCACCACCAAUCUAACUGGACUAUGGUUAGUAUCCAAACAUGUUUGCAUACGGAUGCGUGAUGCAAAACAAAAAGGUUCAGUGAUCAAUAUUUCAUCCAUUGGCGGUCUUCAUCGAGGGCAGUUACCUGGAGGAGCUGCAUACAGUGCAUCAAAAGGAGGAGUUAUCAUGCUCACAAAGGUCAUGGCAUUGGAGCUCGGGGAGUAUAAUAUCCGUGUAAAUGCUGUAGCACCAGGGUUGUUCAAAUCAGAGAUCACACAAGGGCUGAUGCAGAAAGAAUGGCUGAACAAAGUGGCUGAGAAGGUCGUUCCGCUAAGGACUUUUGGCACAUCUGAUCCUGCCUUGACAGGAUUAGUUCGAUACUUGAUUCACGACUCAUCAGAGUAUGUCACUGGCAAUACCUUCAUUGUAGAUGCAGGAGCCACCCUCCCUGGUGUCCCUAUCUUCUCUUCUCUCUGAAAUGUCUUCAUUUUCAAAUAUUUAAGUCAUAUAAAUUAGACACUAUAUCAGUGUGUUUGGUUCUGAAUGGGUUUGUCAUCAUGUGUGCUUGCCCUUCAUGCUUGAGGGAAAUGCAUGGCUGUUUUAGUUGUUUAUGUCCAGGAACAUACCGAAUAAAACUGGCAUGAAUGCCCAAAAUUUAAUUUCAGGUU